GGAACCGGAAACACUGCGGAGAUGGCGAAGUGCAGAAUGAAUUAUGUGAGAAUCAGUCCAUGUAGCUGUUACAGCUCUCAAUUUUUAUAUUUUUGUCUCUGUUUAGCUUGAUUUUUCUCUACUUGUUCAUUUUUGCCUGUUAAGGGCAGGAUGAGUGCUGAGGCGGCUGACCGGGUGGCUGCUGUGACCAGCAGUCGGCCCAGCACGCCUCUUCAGACUUCCUGGUUUGAGUUCCUUCUGGAUGGCAGCCUGCUGGAGAAACACCUACAGAAGUCAAACCCAGACCCAACACCAGUGCAGCUGAUCGUCCAGUUCCUGGAGCAGGCAUCCAAGCCUUCAGUGAAUGAGCAGAACCAGGUGCAGCCUCCAGCAGACAACCGCAGGAACCGAACCCUGAAGCUGCUGGCUCUGAAGGUCGCUGCGCACAUGAAGUGGGAUCUGGAUGCUCUUGAAAAAGGCCUGACCAUUCCAGUUUUAAAUAUGUUACUGAACGAGCUCUUGUGUGUGAGCAAAGUUCCUCCAGGGGUUAAACACGUCGACCUAGACCUGUCAACUCUGCCUCCUACUACAGCCAUGGCUGUCGUCAUCUACAACCGCUGGGCCAUCAGAACCAUCGUGCUGAGCAGCUUCCCAGAGAAACAGACCAAACCAGGACCUCACCAGAUGAACAUGUUAAAUAUUGUGCAGCAGGAGAAAGAGAUGACUGACAACAUCCUUACUGUGCUGAAAGAGCAGGCGAAUGACUCCAUCAGUGUUCUUGAAGGAGCUGUACAGUUGAAGAAAGACUUCUACGUUCACACUCUGAGGACUCUGGACCUGCUGGCUGCUGAUGCUGCCGCCAAUGGAGAGACCGAGUCCUCGACUGCAGGGCUUCGAAUCAGCGCAGAUGAGCUGCACUGCCAGGUGCAUUACGACCUGGGAGGCAUUUUCUUCCAACAAGGCUGCACAGACCAGCCGGCCUAUCAGAAAGCCCGAGAUCACUUCAGACAGACAAAGGAGCUGCUGAAGAAGCUGGACUCGACCGUUCACGUCCACCUGGAUGAAAAACGUCUGGCAGGGUACUGGAACGCCUGCAAAGCUCUGACUGAAGACUGCGACUCCUCAGACUCUCAGACCACACCUUACGAUCAGAUCAACAGCCUGAUCAGAGGGCAAAACCACCAGGCUGUCAUUGAAGCUUUUAUCAAAGAUAAUGUGUCACGGAACCUACCAAUCCAUUUCAGACGCUCAGUUCUCAGAGAGUAUCUCCACAAAGUCCAACAAGGUGAGUCAGGGUUGGACGAGGUCUGCCAUAAGCUGUGUGUUUGUAACGCCGUCCGAGAUGCUUUGGAGGGAGAAGUGCUCGGUGUUCGUUUCCAGCAGCUUCUACUGAGGCCGAGUAAGAGGAUGGUGGACUUCAUUUUAGAGGUGUGCACACUUUCCCUGGAAAAAGACCGUCCGUCUGAGACAUGCAGAAGAAACAUGGCCAGUUUCAUGAAGACUCUCUGUGAGAGUUUGGAGGAACUUCCCCUGCUCUUCUUGGUGUCGUCUCACAAACUCUUUAUGGAACUGCUGAAGGAGGAGGAGAGGAAGGUGCUGGUGGAGCAGAUGAGGAAGAGAUCAGCGACCAUCAACCUCAGUGCAAAACCUCUGCCUUCUUUCUACGACAUUCCAGCGUCAGCGAGUGUGAACAUCGGGCAGCUGGAGCAGCAGCUCAUCCUCUCACUGGAGCCUCGCAGGAUCAGACAGAUCCUCAUCGAGCUGCACGGCAUGGCAGAAAGACCCUUCUGGAGGGUCAACAGUAAGUGGGAAGUCCCUCCAGAUUACAUCAACGUGAUCCUCAGCAUUAAAGACAACCUGACGAAGGACCUGGUGUACAUCCUCAUGGCCAAGGGUCUCCACUGCAUUUCUAUAAAGGACUUCGCCCACGCUCGGCAGCUCUUCUCCGCCUGCCUCGAGCUCGUCACUGAGUUCUCCCCGAAGCUGCGACAGGUGAUGCUGAACGAGAUGCUGCUGCUGGAAGUCCGAGCCCAUGAGUCGAUGGCGGCUGAGGGAAGUAAGGAGAGACCGCCGCCUGACCUGGUCAGCAGGGUGAGAGGAUACCUGGAGAUGAGGAUUCAUGACCUUCCUCUGCGUCAGGUGGUUGGGGAGGAAUGUGUCGCCUUCAUGUUAAACUGGAGAGAGAAUGACUACCUGACUCUGCAGGUGCCACCUUCCCUGGUCAUGAACAACCCUUACAUCAAGCUUGGUCAGCUGCUUGCUUCAACGUGUAAAGAGCUCCCGGGUCCUAAAGAGAGUCGACGCACGGCCAAGGAGCUGUGGGACGUGGUGGUCCAGAUCUGCAGCAUGUCCAUCCAGCACAAGAGGAACAACGAUGGCAGAGUGGGCCUCAUCAAACACAGAGAGUCCUCAAUGGGAAUCCUGCACAGGAGCAAAUUCAUCACUUUUAUCAAGAAACUAAGAGAGCCACUGGUGCUGACGACCCUCAUCUCGCUGUUUGUGAGGCUCCACAGCAUCGUAAGGGAUGAUAUUGUGAAUGAAGUGACUGCAGAACAUCUCUCUAUCUGGCCGUCUACACUUCCAAAUAUUCAGGCAGUAGAUGUGGAGGCUGUGGCAGUGACGGUCAAAGAGCUGGUGUCCUACGCUCUCACCCUGAACCCAAACAACCAGUCAUGGCUCAUCACGCAGGCUGAUAUCUACUUUGUGACCAAUCAGUACUCUGCAGCUCUGAACCUUUACCUCCAGGCGGGAGCUGUGAGCUCUGACUUCUUCACUAAAGCUGUUCCCCCUGACGUCUACACCGACCAGGUCUUAAAGAGGAUGAUCAAGUGCUGCUCAAUGAUGAACUGCCACACACAGGUCGCCGUCCUCUGUCAGUUCCUCAGAGAGGUCGACUACAUGACGGCGUUUAAAGCUCUGCAGGAACAGAACAGUCACGAUGCCAUGGACUCGUUCUAUGACUACAUCUGGGACAUCACCAUCCUGGAAUACCUCACACGUAUCGUCUCUCUCAUUACUACUCUGUCUUUUGAAAAUGAUCAUCUUCUACUAUCUUUUAAUAUUGUCUCUUUUACUAUAACUACUUUAGAGAAGACUUCUGCUAAUCAUGUAGCUUUUUCUUCCUUUACAACGUUCAGAUAUUCACCACAAACGGGGCGAGACUGAGAAGAGACAGAUAGCGAUAAAAGCGAUCGGGCAGCUGGAGCUGAACACCAGUAACCCCGAGGAGGUGCUGCAGCUGGCAGCACAGAAAAGAAAGAAGAGAUUCCUGCAGGCGAUGGCCAAACUGUAUUUCUAGGAAACAUGAGCAACAGUCGGACUUCUGAGGGGGAAUGUAAAUUUUAUUUUGUGGUAGAAAAUAAAUCUCUAAAUAAAUA
Molecule: messenger RNA, 3356 nt
Organism: Cheilinus undulatus (humphead wrasse)
Lineage: Eukaryota; Metazoa; Chordata; Actinopteri; Labriformes; Labridae
Gene: ints8
Product: integrator complex subunit 8
Exons: 27
Coding region: 151-3144 (997 amino acids)
Biological process (GO): snRNA 3'-end processing
Cellular component (GO): integrator complex
Molecular function (GO): protein binding
Source: RefSeq, a predicted model, not a curated record